ACUCUGGAUCGUCUGACCCAGGCCACGGGCGGCACCGAGAAGUCCUGGUAUCGCUGCGUGUUCCCUUUCGGGGUCAUCUCCUUGGUGAUCGGUAUGGCGGGCACGGGCGUCACCUUCACCUUCAACACCCUGCUCCAGACCAAGGUGGUGUCCUUGGUGCUCUUGGCGGUCGGCUUCGUCAUGUUGCUCGUCGCGGCGGUCUGCUGGAAGGUCCAUCGGGUCAGGAGGAAGGAGAAGAAAGACGGAGGGUUCUUCAACCCGGAACAGGGCGCUCUAUAAGACGUAGCAAUCCCAUCUCGGAGAAACAGGGUGUUCUUUGUUUGUGUGGAUUCUUCUUCUGUGAAGGAAGUACUUGAAAGUCCUUGU
Molecule: messenger RNA, 366 nt
Organism: Trichomycterus rosablanca
Lineage: Eukaryota; Metazoa; Chordata; Actinopteri; Siluriformes; Trichomycteridae
Product: transmembrane protein 100-like
Exons: 1
Biological process (GO): cellular response to BMP stimulus
Cellular component (GO): plasma membrane
Source: RefSeq, a predicted model, not a curated record